AUGAAUUCUAAUAGUGGUGAACAUCAAGUUCUAAAUAUAAAUCAUAAUAAAUUAUCAAAUAUUAGCAAUACAACUAGAGAAAAUCAACCAAUUUUACAUUCACAAUCAAUUAAUAAUAAUAAUAAUAUGGAUUUCGUAAAUAAUAAUCAUAUCUCAACGUAUAAUACAAAUAUAACAUAUGAUCCGGAAUAUGAUGAGAUUAUUAAUCAAGCUGAAAGAGCUAUUGAAGGUGGAAUAUUACCAGUAAGAAUAGCAGCUGGUUCAUCUGGUUCUUAUUUUGUUCGAAAUCUUGAAGGCAAAAAUAUUGGAGUAUUUAAACCAAAAGAUGAAGAACCAUACGGUCGUUUUAAUCCGAAAUGGUCUAAAUGGCUUCAAAGAACUCUAUGUCCUUGUUGUUUUGGUCGAGGUUGUUUAAUUCAUAAUCAAGGUUAUUUAUCAGAAGCUGGUGCUAGUAUAAUUGAUACAAAACUAGGAUUAAAUAUAGUACCUAAAACACGUGUUAUACAUUUGGUUGCUGAUUCAUUUAAUUAUCCUGCAUAUCAACGUCAUUUAAUAAUAGCUAAACGUGAAAUAAAUGAAAGUGUAGGUCGACAUAUGCAUGGUAGACGAGUAUUUGAACCAGAAGGAUUACAACCUAAAGUUGGAUCAUUUCAAUUAUUUGUUGAUAAUUAUGUUAGUGCAGAUGUUUUUCUUAAACAAUUAGAACAGAAAGCACUGCCAGAAGAAGUUAUGGAUAAAUUUCAAAAACAAUUUGAAAGACUUGUUGUAUUAGAUUAUAUUAUACGAAAUACAGAUCGUAAUACUGAUAAUUGGUUGGUGAAAUAUGAAGUAAAACCAAACAACGAACGAGACCGACUUCUUCAAUCACUUUCCGAUCCACAGCUUCGACCAGAGCAACAGACUAAUAAUAACAAAGAAGGUGAUCAGAAUACCGAUGAUACUCAAAAUACUGCAAUAGAUGAAACCACAACAACAACAACAACAAAUGAUAUUCAUAUAGCAGCUAUUGAUAAUGGUCUUGCAUUUCCAUUUAAACAUCCCGAUGAAUGGCGUACAUAUCCAUUUCAUUGGGCUUGGUUAAAACAAGCUAAAAUACCAUUUUCUGAUGAAAUAAAAUGUCAUGUUUUACCAUUUAUAUCUGAUAUGAAUUUUGUUCAACAUGAAUUAUGUGAUGAAAUUCAACGUUUAUUUUCUCAAGAUAAAGAUUAUGAUCGUCGAUUAGUUGAACGACAAUUAUCUAUUAUGCGUGGACAAAUAUUAAAUUUAGCUCAAGCUAUGCGUGAUGGAAAAUCACCAUUUGAAUUAGUACAAAUGCCAGGUGUUAUUGUUGAACGUCGUCAUAUUGAUCCUACAGUUGGUCAUCGACAAUUUAAGAGAAAAUUAAAUGAUCGUUAUCCAUUAUUUUCUUGGUUUUAA
Rotaria sordida is the source of this 1416-nucleotide messenger RNA. The record is from the annotation of a GenBank genome assembly. NCBI's taxonomy places the organism in Eukaryota, Metazoa, Rotifera, Eurotatoria, Philodinida, Philodinidae.